Messenger RNA from Hyla sarda, 539 nucleotides. RefSeq names its product histone H2A type 1. Gene Ontology annotation, cellular component: nucleosome. The record is from RefSeq and is a predicted model, not a curated record. Gene Ontology annotation, molecular function: structural constituent of chromatin; DNA binding; protein heterodimerization activity. The coding region runs from base 147 to 539 and encodes 130 amino acids. NCBI's taxonomy places the organism in Eukaryota, Metazoa, Chordata, Amphibia, Anura, Hylidae. The transcript has a single exon.
AUUCUCGUCACAAUUGGCUGGAUUCAAAUAUACCCAAUCACAGGAGCCGGAGGGCGGAGCAGGAACCUAUAAAAAGCAGCAGAAAGGAAAUUACGGUUACAUCACAGAGAGGCUUCUUUUGAGCGUUUUAGGUUUUACUUUUCAUUAUGUCUGGACGCGGCAAACAAGGAGGAAAGGUUCGGGCUAAGGCAAAGACCCGCUCAUCCCGGGCAGGGCUCCAGUUCCCCGUCGGUCGUGUACAUAGGCUUCUCCGCAAAGGGAACUACGCCGAGAGGGUUGGCGCCGGUGCUCCGGUCUACCUGGCCGCUGUGCUGGAGUAUUUAACCGCUGAGAUCCUGGAAUUGGCUGGUAAUGCCGCCCGGGACAACAAGAAGACCCGCAUCAUCCCCCGUCACCUGCAGCUUGCCGUGCGCAAUGACGAGGAGCUGAACAAGCUGCUGGGUGGGGUGACCAUUGCCCAGGGAGGCGUCCUGCCCAACAUCCAGGCCGUGCUGCUGCCCAAGAAGACUGAGAGCAGCAAAGCGGCCAAGAGCAAGUGA